This is a messenger RNA of Linum trigynum, 807 nucleotides long. NCBI's taxonomy places the organism in Eukaryota, Viridiplantae, Streptophyta, Magnoliopsida, Malpighiales, Linaceae. The record is from the annotation of a GenBank genome assembly.
AUGCAGACCAGGACGGUUCAGGUGGAGCGGUUGUCAGAUCUAGCCGGCGAGAGAGAGAUUCACGAGUUCUUCUCCUUCUCCGGCGAAAUCGAACACAUUGAGAUCCGGCGAGAGAAUGGGAAGUCAGCAUUCGUUACAUUCAAAGACGCCAAAGCCCUUGAAAUUGCUUUGCUAUUAUCGGGGGCAACUAUUGUGGACCAAAUAGUGACAAUUACUCCUGCCAAAGACUAUACCCCAAAUCCGAGUCGUGAGCUUCAGGAAGUAAGGGUGGUGGAGUAUGCUGUCUCUGUUAGUCCUUCCAACAAUUCUUCAUCUCAUUUUGAGGAAAAAGCUAGUCCACCACGGACAAAAGUUUAUGUCAACAGAGCACAAGAAGUUGUUACAACCAUGUUGGCUAAAGGGUCAGCUAUCAGUCAAGAUGCAGUGAAUAAAGCUAAGGCAUUUGAUGAGAAGCAUCGCUUGACUGCCAAUGCAUCGGCCAAGGUCAUUUCCUUUGAUCAGAGAGUGAAGUUGUCAGAGAAAUUUACUGUAGGGAUUUCAGCUGUUAAUGAGAAAGUGAAGUCAGUUGAUCAAAGACUUCAUGUUUCGGAUAGAACAAUGGCAGCAAUCUUUGCAGCAGAAAGGAAAAUCAAUAACACGGGAUCUGCUGUCAAAUCUAGCAGGUAUGUGACAGCUGGAACAUCUUGGCUCAAUGGUGCAUUUGGUAAAGUGGCAAAGGCAGGACAAGUUGCUGGGGCGAAAACCCGGGAAAAGUUUAACACGGCUGUUUCUAACUUGGCUGCUAAGGACACUCCGAUUGCUGUUUAA